Prinia subflava (tawny-flanked prinia) is the source of this 1937-nucleotide messenger RNA. RefSeq lists its product as uncharacterized. The record is from RefSeq and is a predicted model, not a curated record. Bases 328 to 1212 code for a protein of 294 amino acids. Lineage: Eukaryota; Metazoa; Chordata; Aves; Passeriformes; Cisticolidae. The transcript has 2 exons.
CCCUGAUCCCGGAGCCAGCUCUGGUGGCCUGGCACCUUUAGGGCACGGCAGCAGGUCCCCUUGACCACGUCCCACGGCGAUGGCAGGGACAGCGCGGUCCCCACAGCACCCACAGCUCUGGCUGCUCCUCACACACCGCGCCCCCUUGUCCCGGCGGGUGCCGGGCACCCACGGGUGCUCCACGUGGGCUCGCUGCCCCGCUGCCCUGCGGCUGAGACACCCCUGGGGUCGCUGUCCUGGCUGUCCCCACACGCGGUGUCUCCUGGGCACAGUGCCGGGGCGGGGUGGGCAGCCGGGAGCGGCGGGAGGCAGACGGACAGAGCAGCGAUGGAGACGGGCGGGAAUGCGCCGAGGCCACGCUGCCACGAGGCACGGGGACAACGGGACACGGGCGCGUGGCGGAGGGGACAGGCACCCCCGGAUGCUCCCAGCACCCCCCGCCACGGCUCCUGUCCGAGCUGGGACACGGUGACAAACCACCAGAUGGACCGAGAGGCGCAGGGACACACGGGAAGCCACAACAUGCCACGGACACGCGCCACCACGCCAAGCACACGCAGACACACGGGGAGGGGACAUGGGGGAGCGAUGGGGACACCCACACGCACACACGGGAUGGCGCCCAGGAGGGACCGGAGAGGCCGAGGCAGCUGGGGAGGCAAAAUCAGGUUAAAACGAGGGAAAAUGAAGGCGGAGGAGCCGGCGGUGGGGCCGCUGAGCGAGGAGGCGCCGGUGGAGCCGGGAAUGCCGGUGGAGGUCACGGAUAGCGGGAGAGAGAGCGGGAGAGAGCAAAAGAAAGGAGGAGCAGCGUCGUCCAGCGCCGGCCUGCCGGGAGGGAACGGGAGAGAGGAGCGGGGAAGGAUGGACGGACAGACGGAGUCGCCGGGACAGGAAGACACGCCGAGGCGCCGGGCUGGAGCCACCGGGGACAGGCUGGAAGGAAGAAGCUGCGAAACAGGAAGUGCUGUGCCAACCCAUGGAAGGGCAGGGGCAGUCCUGCGUCCCCCUCCAAGUGCCUCCAGCCUGCGGAGAGCAAAGCUGGGAGCUCAGCACUCCUUUUUCCAGGGUGCCAGGGGGCAAACAGCGGCCAGGGAGGAGCUGGAGAAUCCGAGGGAAGAUGGAGCCGGGGGGAGCAGCUCUGCAGAGGAGGGACAAUGUCAUGUGCCGAGAAUGGGUGACAACACGGGACUCGGAUUAGUCCCCGGGGUUUGAUGCUGGAAAUCCAGCACCGAUGGAGGAGAUGGGGUUAAGGCGGAUUAACAAUCCCACGGCUCCUCCGGCUGGGAAUGACAUCGGGGGCCAACUCACGGUCACCCCGGCACGGGAGACUCUGCCACCCGCACCGUGACAACCUGGGACAACGUCACUCCCUGGGGACCUCGCUGGUGGCCGUCCGUGCGGGUGGAAGGGGAUGGCCAGGGACGUGGCACAGCACAACGGGGAAGGGCAGGAGCCCCUUCCCUGAGCCGGGGAGGACACGGAGCUUCCCGCAGGCCAUGGAUAGCAUUGUCACCAAGGGGAGGAGGGAUGAGCGCCGGGGCGAGUGAAGGAGCAGAGGAGAGAGGGAGGGAGAGAGAGAUGAGGAGAGGGGUAGAGAAGAGCAGAGGGGGGUGGAGAGGGAAUGGAGAGAGCAAAGGAGCAGAGGAGAGCGAUGGAGAGAGCAAAGGAGCAGAGGGAUAGAGCAUAUGAGAGAGUGAUGGAGCAGAGAGAGCGAAGCAGGGGAAGGGAUGGAGAAGGGAAUGGAGGGGGUGGGGAGGAGAAGGCAGAGGGCAGUGAUGGCGAACGCACACUUACAGGAAGGACUUCAUGUCCAAGCCGCGGUUGCGGAUUUGCCCCACCACGUGGUCCCAGCUGCCGGGGUUGGAGCGGCUCCUGCCCCCGGCCAUCCGUUGCUUGGAGCCGGCGGCGCUGCCCUGGCGCGCCGGGCCGCCGCGGGA